This is a messenger RNA of Sus scrofa (pig), 4722 nucleotides long. RefSeq names its product tight junction protein 2 (gene TJP2). Gene Ontology annotation, molecular function: cell adhesion molecule binding. Gene Ontology annotation, cellular component: plasma membrane; bicellular tight junction. NCBI's taxonomy places the organism in Eukaryota, Metazoa, Chordata, Mammalia, Artiodactyla, Suidae. The record is from RefSeq and is a predicted model, not a curated record. Gene Ontology annotation, biological process: protein localization to cell-cell junction; positive regulation of blood-brain barrier permeability; cell-cell adhesion.
GCAGUCCCUGCCCCACCGCUGGGUGGCGAGUGUGAGCCCCUUUCCGUCCUUCCCGAUCCCACAAAGUAGCGCUACAACAAACGGAGUUUCUCUCCCCUGGCUCGCGCUCUUGGCACUCUCCGGGGCUUGAAGGAAGCAGGAAAUAGUUUGAGUCACAAUAAUACACAGGAGCAGCAGCCGAGGCCACUCGCGCCCGCCCAUUCCCGGGGCCGCCUCCAGCACUCUGGCCGGGCGAGGCGCCUCCGGCAACGCGCGAGGAAAGCGCAGGGGACACCGGCCCAGCAGCCGGCGCCGCGUCGGAGGCGCCCAAGCGCCUGGCAGAGCCACCCUCGCCCAGCGCCGGACUCCGCCAACUGCAGCCACUACCCGCUUCCAGGGUUCGAAGUACCGCAUUAUUAUCAUCUCCCUGUGAGUGGGACUGGCACCCCAGCUGUACCUCCUGGCGGAAGUGCUCCACAAAACACAGACUCCUGCUAGCCGACAGCCUGCUUUACCAGGCUCCAGGCAUGGAAGAACUGAUAUGGGAACAGUACACUGUGACCCUACAGAAGGAUUCCAAGAGAGGAUUUGGAAUUGCAGUAUCCGGAGGCAGAGACAACCCCCACUUUGAAAAUGGGGAGACAUCAAUCGUCAUUUCUGACGUGCUCCCGGGUGGGCCCGCCGAUGGGCUGCUUCAAGAAAAUGAUCGGGUGGUCAUGGUUAACGGCACCCCCAUGGAGGAUGUGCUCCAUUCCUUUGCCGUUCAGCAGUUGAGAAAAAGUGGGAAGAUCGCUGCCAUUGUAGUCAAGAGGCCCCGGAAGGUCCAGAUGGCUCCGGUGCAGGGCAGCCCUCUUAUCCACGAGGAUGACCGGGCUUUCGAGGUGAUGGAUGAGUUUGAUGGCAGAAGCGCGCGCAGCGGGUACAGCGAGAGAAGCCGGCCCAGCAGCCGCGGAGGGCGCAGCCACAGCUGGGAGGACAGCCCAGAGAGGGGCCGUCCCCACGAACGUGAACGCAGCCGGGAGCGGGACCGCAGCCGUGGCAGGAGCCUGGAGCGGGGCCUAGACCAUGACGACUACGGGCGAGCUCGCGAGCGCAGCCGCGGCCGCAGCUUAGAGAGAGGCCUGGACCAUGACGACUAUGGGCGAGCUCGGGAGAGCAGCCGCGGCCGGAGCAUUGACCCGACUUACGAUCGCGCCUACAGCCCAGAGGAGGAGUACGGCCGCAGGGCUCAGCCCGAUGCCCGGUACGCCGCAUCUCGGAGCCGCAGCCAUGAGCACCUCCACUCCCGCAGCCCCAGCCCAGAGCUGCAAGGGCGGCCAGACCAGCCGGACUCGGAUAGGCCCAUCGGGGUCCUUCUGAUGAAAAGCAAAGCGAAUGAAGAGUAUGGUCUCCGGCUUGGGAGUCAGAUCUUUAUAAAGGAAAUGACGAGAACUGGUCUGGCAAGUAAAGAUGGCAACCUGCACGAAGGAGACAUCAUUCUCAAGAUAAAUGGAACGGUAACUGAGAACAUGUCCUUAACGGAUGCUCGAAAACUGAUAGAAAAGUCCAGAGGAAAAUUGCAGCUCGUGGUGCUGAGAGACAGCAAGCAGACGCUCAUCAACAUCCCCUCAUUAAAUGACAGCGACUCGGAAGUAGAAGAUAUCUCAGAAAUAGAGUCGAACCGAUCAUUUUCUCCAGAGGAGAGACGGCAGCAGUAUUCUGAUUACGAUUAUCAUUCCUCAAAUGAGAAGCUGAAGGAAAGGCCAAAUUCAAGAGAGGACAUGCAGAGCAGAUGGUCCAGGAUGGGCGCCACACCCACUCCCUUUAAGUCCACUGGGGAUAUUGCAGCCGCGGUCAGCACUGAGCCCAGCAAAGAACCCAGAUAUCAAGAGGAAGCCCCAGCUCCUCCUCCAAAACCAGCCCCAAGAAACGUUCUUCGUCCGAGUCCUGAGGAUUUAGCAAUAUAUGGUCCCAAUACCAAAAUGAUCAGGUUCAAGAAGGGAGAUAGCGUGGGCCUCCGGUUGGCUGGUGGCAAUGACGUUGGAAUAUUUGUGGCUGGCAUUCAAGAGGGUACCUCGGCAGAGCAGGAAGGUCUUCAAGAAGGGGACCAGAUUCUGAAGGUGAACACACAGGAUUUCAGAGGGCUGGUUCGGGAAGAUGCUGUUCUCUACCUGUUAGAAAUCCCCAAAGGUGAAAUGGUGACCAUUUUAGCUCAGAGCCGAGCUGAUGUGUACAGAGACAUCCUGGCUUGUGGCAGAGGGGAUUCGUUUUUUAUAAGAAGCCACUUUGAAUGUGAGAAGGAAACUCCGCAGAGCCUGGCCUUUACCAGAGGGGAGGUCUUCCGCGUCGUAGAUACGCUGUAUGAUGGCAAGCUGGGCCACUGGCUGGCCGUGAGGAUUGGAAAUGAAUUGGAAAAAGGCUUAAUUCCCAACAAAAGCAGAGCAGAGCAGAUGGCCAGCGUUCAGACUGCCCAAAGAGACAGCGCUGGAGACAGGGCUGAUUUCUGGAGGAUGCGUGGCCAGAGAUCAGGUGUGAAAAAGAACCUACGGAAGAGUCGGGAAGACCUGACAGCCGUGGUGUCCAUCAGCACCAAGUUCCCGGCUUAUGAGAGGGUUUUGCUUCGAGAAGCUGGUUUCAAGAGACCUGUGGUCUUAUUCGGACCCAUAGCAGACAUAGCAAUGGAGAAGUUGGCAAAUGAGUUGCCUGACUUGUUCCAAACUGCUAAAACAGAACCAAGAGACGCAGGAUCCGAGAAAUCUACUGGGGUGGUACGGUUGAAUACCGUGAGGCAAAUUAUUGAACAGGACAAGCAUGCACUCUUGGAUGUGACUCCCAAAGCCGUGGACCUCUUGAAUUAUACUCAGUGGUUCCCAAUUGUGAUUUUUUUCAACCCAGACUCUAGACAAGGCGUCAAAACCAUGAGACAGAGGUUGAACCCAUCAUCCAACAAAAGUUCUCGGAAGUUAUUUGAUCAAGCCAAUAAACUUAAAAAAACUUGUGCGCAUCUUUUCACAGCUACGAUCAACCUCAAUUCAGCCAAUGACAGCUGGUUUGGCAGCUUGAAGGACACAAUUCAGCAUCAGCAAGGGGAAGCAGUUUGGGUCUCUGAAGGAAAGAUGGAAGGGAUGGAUGAUGACCCCGAAGACCGCAUGUCCUACUUAACCGCCAUGGGCGCAGACUAUCUGAGUUGCGACAGCCGCCUCAUCAGUGACUUUGAAGACACCGACGGCGAAGGAGGCGCCUACACUGACAAUGAGCUGGAUGAGCCAGCCGAGGAGCCACUGGUGUCUUCCAUCACCCGCUCCUCGGAGCCGGUGCAGCAUGAGGAGAGCAUAAGGAAACCCAGCCCAGAGCCACGAGCUCAGAUGAGGAGGGCUGCUAGCAGAGAUCAACUUAGGGACAAUAGCCCGCCCCCGGCAUUCAAGCCAGAGCCGCCCAAGGCCAAAACCGCAAACAGAGAAGACUCCUUUGACCUCUCCAGAUCCUACGAAUACAAAUCAAAUCCCUCAGCCGUUGCCAGUAAUGAAAUUCCGGGGACAUCCACCAAAGGUUGUCCUCCUCCCAUUGCAGCGAAACCCUCCUUUGGACGGCCUAUACUGAAGCCCUCCACUCCCGUCCCUCCCCCAGAGAGUGACGAGGUGGGAGAGGGCAGUGAGGAGCAAGAUGGCGCUCCCAAGUCUGUCCUGGGCAAAGUAAAAAUAUUUGAGAAGAUGGAUCACAAGGCAAGAUUACAGAGGAUGCAAGAGCUCCAGGAAGCACAGAAUGCAAGGAUUGAAAUUGCUCAGAAACAUCCUGAUAUCUAUGCAGUUCCAAUCAAAACACACAAGCCAGACUCUGGCCUGCCCCAAUAUAUAAGUUCCAGGCCCCCCGAGCCACAGAGAGGUCCCGCCAGACUUUAUCAGGAUCCCAGAGGAAGCUAUGGCAGUGAUGCCGAAGAGGAAGAAUACCGGCAGCAGCUGUCAGAACACUCAAAACGUGGUUAUUAUGGCCAGCCUUCGCGCUACCGGGACACGGAAUUAUAGAUGUCUGAGGAUUGACUCCCCACUGCGGCCACUUAGAGCAGCACUCGCACCGGUGAUGGGAGGAUGGUUUUUUUCCAGUUUCAGUGCACUGUGGAGGUCUGCUGGGGAGCCCAGGGGCUGGGUCUGGGGAGUUGAUGACUUUUUGCUCAGAAUUAAGAGAAACACUACAGUCUGAUACGGUUACCUGCUUCAGUGGACCAAAAUCUGUAUUAAUUCUGUUUGCGUAUUUUUGACAUGUAUAUUAAGAAAUGAUAACUAUUUUUCCUCAUUAAUAACUGCCUUCCAGGACUGUUUCAAUAAAAGAGUGAAGAAAAAAAAAAAAGGAAUAAAAAUACUGUUGGACUCAAACUAAAUUCAAAGUAUUUUAUUACAGCUCUAUAAGUGCCUUUGAUGAGAAGUGUCUUAAAUUUUCUUCCUUUGAGGCUCUCCACAAAGCCAUAAUGACUAAAACACUUUGACUAAAUUUUUAUACCAGUUUAAUAACUACAGUUUUCUCUGUACUGUGUCAUCUUUUCAAGGCAUUUGUCUUCGUAAUAUUUUCCAUAAAUUCUGACUGUAUAUAUAAGAGCUAUCUACCAGUGCUAAACAGCCCGAAGAACAAGAAGUGGGUAUAGAAAUAUUUUGUCUGUCUGUUUGAAACCAUGCACUGCACAAAAGCAGAUACUCAAGAAAAACACAUUUCCCGAGUGUGUAUUGACAUCAGUCAGUCUUAUAAUUUAAUAAAAAGGAGGAUAUUGCAAUC